Perca flavescens (yellow perch) is the source of this 3949-nucleotide messenger RNA. It is a transcript of the gene borcs5, whose product is annotated as BLOC-1 related complex subunit 5. Bases 673 to 1335 code for a protein of 220 amino acids. The record is from RefSeq and is a predicted model, not a curated record. The transcript has 4 exons. NCBI's taxonomy places the organism in Eukaryota, Metazoa, Chordata, Actinopteri, Perciformes, Percidae. Gene Ontology annotation, biological process: positive regulation of anterograde synaptic vesicle transport; organelle transport along microtubule; lysosome localization. Gene Ontology annotation, cellular component: cytoplasmic side of lysosomal membrane; BORC complex; synaptic vesicle membrane.
ACGUUUUAAAUGCAGGACUUUUACAUGUAAUGGAGUACUUUGACAUUGUGGUGUUUUCUUUAUUUAUCACAUUGGCGAAAAUGGGCUUUCACAGCAUACUUGCUCCACCACCGACACUAAUUAGGGGGUAAAGUUAGAGGGUGACUUCUGCCAUGUGCUGUUUAUUUUAAGGCUUCACCAGCAGUAGGGGGCGGUAGUAUUAGACUCUAGAUACAAUGAAGAGGAUCCCGUGAUCAAUAUUUACGGAAGUGAUGCCUCCUGAACUCAGUCUGUCAUUAAUUCUUUAAGAUACGUGGGGUAACGUUGUCACGCACCACCAAGAUAGCAGUGUCUGCUUAGCUCACUUAAUGUUAGCUUCAAAGGAACAUAUGCUUACCUGUUAGCUAGGUAGUAAAUGGUAGUGGAUAUAUCUAUGGGUAGCAGGAACAACUGACGUUAGCUAACAUAACUAACUAGCUAGCUUGAAAAUCGCAGAGGCAACAACUACCCGGCCUUUCAGUUUCUCUCCUGCGGGACAUGGUUGUCUUGUUAGUCCGGGUGUGUUUGGGGGUCAUGUGAAGUCAUUGCAGACGGUUAGUUAUAAAUUAGAUAUUUGGGGUUAUCUCGUGGCCGUUUCUGGAAACGUUAACGAAAGCUAGCUAAGCGCUAGCUUGCUAGCACGACGUUAGCACUAUGGGAGCCGAACAGAGUGGAGAUGCAGAGCACAAACACUCCGAUUACAGCUCAUCGGUGGUGCCCUCCCCAGCAAAGCAGAAAGCAAAGAUGGAUGAUAUUGUCGUCGUGGCUCAGGGGACUCAGUCAAUGCGAAAUAUCCACAACGACCCAGAUGUCAUCAAGCUUCAGGAGAUACCAACCUUUCAGCCACUUUUAAAAGGCAACUUUUUAAGUCUUCCACCUGCUGACAUGAGUUAUAGUGUCAUCUUUCAGACCGACAGUUCAUUAGGAGUGCUGAGUGGCCAGACGUCACCCAGCAGUGUGUGUCUGGAAAGGCUGGAUACUGCGCAGGUUAUGCAGCUCUGCAUUCGUUACCAAGACCACCUACACCAGUGUGCUGAGGCCGUGGCCUUUGACCAGAACGCCCUGGUCAAGAGGAUCAAAGAGAUGGACUUGUCAGUGGAAACCUUGUUCAGCAUAAUGCAGGAGCGCCAGAAACGCUACGCCAAGUACGCCGAGCAGAUCCAGAAGGUUAACGAGAUGUCCAUGAUCCUGAGACGCAUCCAGAUGGGCAUUGACCAGACGGUGCCGCUGAUGGAGCGCCUCAACAACAUGCUGCCUGAGAGUGAGCGCCUGGAGCCCUUCAGUAUGAGGCCUGAUGGGGAUUCUGCCACAAAGUAGCCUCCUUAAAGCCAACACAGCGGUUUCUUACCUGAGUCUUCAUCCAAUCCUAUGGCCAGGAAGAAGUGCAGGUCUGUCCAGCUGUAGGGAUUACCCAUUACAUUUUUUUUAUUAUCAUAGUAGAGGUAGAGCUUAGGUAUAAAUGUGUUAGACUGCUAUAUUCAACUCGCCAGGUCAGUUCUAUUUAUUCUUUUACUUAAUGCAGGACGUUUUGCAGAGCAACACAUGCUCCCAAUCAGCAACAUCAUACUUGCUAUAACACUUUUACUCAGCACACACACGUUCAUACCUGAGUUUAACCACAACCUUCUGCUACUGGCCACUGAGCAGCACUACUGGAGCAAUUUAUGAAGUGCUGCGAUCAAAUGCAGAGGGCCUUGACAUUAUUUCUUAUCCCCUCUUUGCAGGGAAUCAAACUGGUAAUCUUCCAGGCACACACUUUUUUAGUAAUCUAAAGGCAGGGGAGGAACACUUUUAAUUGAGUCAGAACUAACUCCAUAUGCUCAAAAACUUGCAGACGUGUUGCAGGUUUUAGAGACUCAAAUCAGUGUGAGUGACAUUAAAGUAUCUCAAAAUGUUUCCUGCUGCUUUGGAGAUUUGCCCAAACCUCCCAAAACAUCAGAGCUAGUCAAGAACUUGCACUCAACAUUACAAAUAUUUGUUGUUUGUGAUCCUGAUCUUCUUAUCGCUUUCACGCCAUAUGCCUGGCUCACUGUUUGGAAAUCCCUUCCACGAACUGCUUGCAUGCAGAUUGACUGCUUUUAAAUUUCUGAACAAUAUUAUUGCAUCAUUUUGGAAUAUUAUGAAGAAGAGACUCAUGGAGAGAACCAAAACGGAUUAUUGCCAUUGGAUUACACAAGGAGCAUGGAUGUACUGCACAUUGGAAGUAAAAUGAGAAACCUCUUCUUGGACAGAGGGUAGUUGAAAUAUUCUCAUGAACAGUUUUGUGAAAAGAAAACUUGACUUUAAUUUAUUUGGAGACUUGCUAUUUUGCUAUUUUCCUGCAAAACAAUGAAGAAAAUGACACAAAGGACCAAACGGCGACCCUGACGCUUUAGGUUUUUCAGCAGAUUGGUACAGAAGAUUGAUACAGAGGUGGACAGAAACCAUUCUAGCAAGUUAUCCAUCACAGAGUUUCCUGCAGUGCGAUUUCAGCAUUAACUUUGCAUGUUUGUUAGCUCUGUCAUCACACAUGCCAAAGAUUCCCAAAUUCUUAAAGCUGUAAGUGGCACUUUAGAGUCGGUCAUAUCUUUGGUCUCUUUGAGGAAAGUGACUGCUUUAUCUGUUGAAUAUUUGUUUAUGUAUCAAACAUUUUGCUUGUUAGGUUUAAAGCACAUUUCCCUUUUACCUCCUAGAGGUAUCUAUCGAUGCAGAUACGUUUUUUUUCCAGUUGUCCAGGUAUUUUCCAAGAUUUAUGUCACCACCACAAUUCAGUAUAGGUGACCGACAUCUUAUUUCUGCAGCACAGAGCAAUAAAGAUAAAGACAUUAAUCAACAUAUUUGGAGAAAAAAAUGUUCAUGUUAUUUGGGAUAAUCUAAAAAACGCAUGGCCAACAGUUUUAAUAUAUGCUAUUUUUUUAGGUAGAAAAGUAACCAGGACAUUGUUUCUGAAAGACAAGAGAAAAUGUCAGUCACAUUUGUUGUAUUUGGUGGCAGCAAACUAAAAACCUGGCCUUUUCCCCUAAUUUGGGUGAACAAACACUUAAACAACAUUAUCAUUGGUCAGUUUGUGUGGUAAUGUAAAAUAAGACAAAAAAAAAAAUGGUUAUUAUUGCAGCGGUGUGUCUGUAUGGGCUUGUGUAAAUCCACCAGAUGGUGCCAGAGAUAACUGGAGUCUGUGGCUUCAUAUGUGAAGGUUAAAAGUCCCUAAACAGCUGUUUCAGUGAGGAUUAAAGAUCUUGAGGUUCUUAAGAACUUUUUUCUUUUAAAUUUCAUAGACUACAUGAUUAACCAAGAAAAUAAUUGCGAGAUCAAUUGCUAAUGAAAACAACCAUUAGUUGCAGCCCUACAUUGCUUGCUGUUACAUUUGUUAUCUCUAACUGCUGUGCAUCUGGAAAACUCACCGUGAGCUGUCAAGUUAUAAGCUGUGGCACAUUAACAGGGUUUUUAAUACAAUUAUUAAUUAGGAGUGCUAAUUCUGAUCAGUGUGAUUAAAAGACACAGAAAAGACAGAAAUGUUGUGUUUGUGAUGCUAGCAACAUCACAGAAGUCUUGAAGCCGGUUGUAUGUAUCCUUUGAGGAUUACACCAUGUAUGCAUCAAACCCAAAGACCAAAUCAGAAUUAGGCAUUAAAGGAUUUUGGCCAGAAAGCUUCUUGCUAAUGGUGAGUGGCUCCUCUAUGGAGUCAGUGGUGGGUGGUGUUAUUUUCCCAUGAGCCAUGUAGUCUGAUUAGAAUUGUUAUGUACGUCGUUGAAUUUUUCAUCGGUGUAUAAACACGUUGAACUCAAUUACACCUACAAAAGAAUCCUCCUUGCUUUGAGGUACAGAAUUAGCCCGUUCGUUGACAUAAGGGACAUAAGACAGAAACAAGUUUUCUUCUGAAUUUAAAGCAGGACUCCUUUGAUAUGUUAUCGCCUUUCAUGUGUAAAUUAAAACGAGUGAAAAAUGUCUUAAA